Messenger RNA from Lytechinus variegatus (green sea urchin), 7627 nucleotides. Its product is annotated as cyclin-dependent kinase-like 5. Gene Ontology annotation, cellular component: cytoplasm; nucleus. Bases 48 to 3005 code for a protein of 985 amino acids. Lineage: Eukaryota; Metazoa; Echinodermata; Echinoidea; Temnopleuroida; Toxopneustidae. Gene Ontology annotation, molecular function: MAP kinase activity; ATP binding. The transcript has 16 exons. The record is from RefSeq and is a predicted model, not a curated record. Gene Ontology annotation, biological process: protein phosphorylation; intracellular signal transduction.
UUUCCAAAUAAUUUGUGUUUUUUUUUCUGCAGGAAUCCAAAGAAGUGAUGGCCAUCAAAAAAUUCAAGGAUAGUGAAGACAAUGAAGAUGUAAGAAGAACCGUUCUUAGGGAACUCAAACUUCUACGACAGCUUAAACAAGAAAACAUUGUAGAACUCAGGGAAGCCUUUAGACGGCGUGGGAAGCUCUAUCUUGUCUUUGAAUACGUAGAGAAGAAUAUGCUUGAACUUUUAGAGGAGAAUCCGAAGGGAGUAUCACCAGAAAAAGUCAGGAGUUAUAUCUAUCAGUUGAUCAAGGCUAUUCAUUGGUGCCAUAGGAAUGAUGUCAUACAUAGAGAUAUCAAGCCUGAAAACUUACUCAUCAGCUCAAAUGACACUCUAAAACUUUGUGAUUUCGGUUUUGCACGAAACCUUGAUGGGAAUAGCUCAGCCAACUAUACUGACUAUGUAGCCACAAGAUGGUAUCGAUCUCCUGAACUGUUGCUAGGAUGUGCCUAUGGUAAAGCGGUUGAUGUAUGGGCCAUAGGUUGUAUCUUAGGUGAACUUAGUGAUGGUAAUGCUGUGUUUCCUGGUGAGAGUGAGAUAGAUCAACUCUACAUGAUUCAGAAGAUCCUAGGUCCGCUACCACACUAUCAGAUGGCUAUCUUCAACAAUAGUCCUAGGUUCUCUGGCUUAAAGUUUCCUAGCAUUUCAGUCAUAGAGCCAAUUGAGAAAAAGUAUGCUGGCAUCAUCAAUGGAGUCAUGCUAGAUUUCCUAGCGCACACACUAAGAUUAGACCCAUCUGAGCGCUUCACCAUAGACCAGUGUCUUGACCAUAGGGCCUUUCACACUGAGAGGUUGCUCCGGAACGAGAUCCGGCCUAAGUCUGCAUUCACCACCAGGCGACAGGAAGCCGAUAGCGAUGGUACAGACGAGCUCUCACCUAGGGAGAGUAAGCGUAAAGCUAAAAUCGGCUUCAUUGAAAAUAAUGAAUCCCCUCAGUCCAGGAAUGAUGUGACUGGAAGAUACCAGCAACAUCUUCAGUCCAAGCUCCACAUCUCAGAGACCAGGUCAGAAGCAGACAUGGACAUGAGACCCUCAAACAGAUCAGAUGUCCUCUCACAGAUACAAACACCGCAACUCAAGUUUCUCAAGUCCAAGUCCAAAAAGAGUUCCAAAGAGAACCGAGCAGAGGUAGAGCCACGGACUGACUCCUCAGGACAUCAUGCUCCAUUGCAACCGUCUGGGAAAAACGUGGCAGGGUUCUUAAAGAGUUACACCCUUGGAGAGCGAAAAGAACACAUGAUUGAUAUGUCUGGGUCAAGCAGACAAGCUAAGUACUCGCAGUAUAAGAAAGGAGCCAUUCUUGCAAUGUCUGAACAGAAUCAAGGAGAAGAAAGUAGCCACCAUGGAACAUCUCAGAAACAUGAACAACACAAAAAACAGUAUUCAGUUGAUGAUGAAUCAUUACCGUACAAUGAGACAUCUAAUAGGACAGAAUACUUGAAUAGCACAAAGAAUACCUUGAACAAGAAAAAAUGGGACAUGGAUGACAGUGAUGACGGUCAAAGUAGGGUCAUAUCACACUGGAGCAUGAAUGGCAGCCAUGCUGGUUCAUCACAGGACCAAACUACUACAGGACAACAGGAAAAUGAGGGGGUGAAUCCCUUCGGAAAAUACCUCAAAAGUGCCUACAAGAAACAAAACAAGGAUUCAGAGAAAUCACGUAGAGAGACUCACAAUCAGGAUGUCUUGCAGAGUAAACAUGACGCAAACAAAACUAGCCAUAAAGACUCAAGAACUUCUGGGAAUGACCAUUCUGAUGAUAGGGGCUCUGAAUCCCACCAGUGUGUGGACACCCGGACAGUUAGUAAUGAUCACAGUAGACUUCCUUUACCACACAGGACAGACAAGAAGGGUACUGAGAUCCCUGGUAAUACAAAUCCAUUUGGUGCUAAGGACACUACGGACUCACAGGGUUUUGGGGGUAGGGUAUCCAACAUUGAGGGCGGUAAGCAUCCACUUUCAAUAACGGCUGAAACACCUCGGACAGUGCUUCCCAACCAGACCAAACCAUUGGUUUCCUCAGAAGGCCAUGUUGACCAGGACCGGGGUAUGGACUAUCAGGUUACGGGUGAUCCUGGUGAGAGAGGCGAUGAGAGAACAGGGAUGGAACAAGAUGAAAAGCAGCAUGAAGACACCCCAAGAACCAACCAUAAUAGAUCAAAUCCUCCACAGUAUGGUGAUAGAGGGCGCCAUUCAUCUCCUGCACCCAGGGAAAGACGGGGGAAGAUAAACCUUCCUCAACAGAUUCAAACAAUAGAAUUUGAUGCUGUAAUGGAAGCACCAGUACCAGGCCCUGAAUUGGUUCCAGGUCCUACAAGCAAGCAGUCCCAGUUCAAGAAGGAUGGUCCCUUUGAACAGAAACCUGUCAGUCUUGUAGAGACACACACAUGGAAAAACAAGGGAAACACAUUCCCAACAGAUCAACAAUGGAAGGAGGUGCAGAAAAGAAAGAAGAAGAAAAAAGCUUCAUCCUUUCUGAAUACGGACACUCAGGAUCGGAUAGGGGUGCAGAGAGCUAUCUAUGGUAACAGAGAAUGGGAUAACCGCGCCCCUCCUGAAUAUGUCAAGUCCCAGAAAUCACUCCGGAAACUAUCACAAACACCCAGCUCUGAUAAGGUAUCACGGCUCCAGCCAAUUACCAAACAACUGCCUCAGCUCUCUCAGCAAAGGUUAUCUCCUCCUACUCUGAACCCAUCAUCUCGUAUCCAUGGAGAUGAGAUGGAUAAUCACAGGCAUCAUCACCACACCCACCACCAUCAUUCCAAAUCUGAGCCGGAUUCCAGGGUAGACGUCUUCACCUCACAUGCCCCCCUCAGACCUAUCACCCCAGGGAAUGCCCUUGAUAUGCCCCACCCUGCUGGGCCAUCGGAGCUACCCACGUACAGCCAGGCAAUCAGUAGGGGUAAUAGACCGAGCACAAGGGGGUCAGAGUUUCGUGUUGUUAAGGAGACAUCAAUAUGAGCUCUUCUUUUGUGUCUAUGUGUUUGUAUAGAUACUUCAUUGACCCAUUCACACUAUUAAAAGGAUGGCGUAAGCUGGGUCGCCAUUGAGUAUUCUAAUACAACUGUGAAUACAUACAUGUGCUAUGUUCCAUUCACACAGAGACCGAGUUAAAGGUCAGUAUAAGCGAAAUGUCAGCAACCUUAUGUGAGUAUGAACCUUUGUACAGUUUUCCAGGCUCUCUUGGAGGUAAUGUAUAACUGGUGUCAAGUGCCUUUGUAAACCAGAUUGUUAUCUUGCAAAUGUAAUGUAUUGGAAAGUAUUUUUUCCUUUCACACUCUCAUUGGAGGGGGAUAUCAGCUGGUUUUGACUUUCAUCAAUUACCAAUAAGUGUUUGUGUUUACAUGACCUCCAGCUGAAAUGAAGUACCAUCUAUUGUCCUCACUCAACUAUAAAAUACUUUGUCAAAAAAUGGUAUUUAUACUUCCACAAAUUGGUCAACCUACAUGUACCAAAGAGACUGCUCCAGAGCUGAAUUUAACCUCAAUAUUUUGUUUGAUGCUUUCUUCUAGAACUACUGAACAUAUAUGAGUAGAUGAUGUAGUAGACAUUCUGGCAAGCCAAAUUGUUCUGUGAAAGUGAGUUGAUGUUCUUUGUUUUGUUUGCAUCUAGAAAGAAUUGACAACUCUCUGGUAUAAUUCUGUAAAAAAAGAUAUUGUGAAUUUUUUUUCACUUGAAUUGAGAAAAAAAGAUCUAUACAUAUUUUUCUUCAAUUCUGUAUAUCUUGAAAAACCCUUACUAAAGUUUGUAAUAAUGAGUCAUUGACUCGUGUGUUUUCAAAGUAAAUUGCCUUUUUGAAGUGAAACAACACGCUAUUCAGCAUAUUUUGUAGAUAUUAUGUCUUACAAAUAAUAUGCAGCUGACAAGAAUAUUAUUUUUUAAGAAGAUAUUUUUCUGUACAGUUAAAAAAAACAACAACAAUAAUUGAGUGCCAAGAAGAUUCAAUCAAGUUUGAACAAUGCUCCAUAUAAGUUAAAGAGCUCUAGACCAUAGUGCAGUGUAGCGAUGUUACAUUGCGGAAUUCAUGGGUAAAUGUAUGUUUACAUGUAUGUGCAUGUAAUUAAUGAACUUGUAGUUUAGUGAUUUCACUGACUUGCCCAAUCUUUCUCAAGAACAAUAUUUAUGUCCUGACAAUUUUUAUGUUUUAUAUUGAUGUAAUAUAUUUUCAUUGUGCAUUUUUGCAGGUGUCUUAUUUGCCGUAUCGUGCCUUGUAAAGUUUAACAUUGUGACAGUUCAAUUUGAAAGAAAACAUUUAUAGAUUAGAUCAAAAUUAUGUUGGUGUGUAACAUCCUAAGAAGGUUUGAUAUGAUAGAUUCUGAAAAGCAUAUUUACUUAUUGGCGAUUGUAAACUUUUUCAGAUACAGUAAGUCAAUUUUACCAGGAUCGUUUCCCCUUUUCGUAAUCAAUUUUUAAUUGGGAAUUCUUUAAUCAGAAUACCUUUAUGCCCUCAUUUCUACAUGAACAAAAUGCUCUGCAUGAGAAAGCAAUGUUGAUGUUAAUUUGAAAUUCUUUACCAAGCAUUAUACAUACAAAGUUAUCAGUGUACAAAUUAGCACUUAUAUCUUUUCUUAAAAGAAGAUCACAAAAUAGUAAUUGCUGGUAAUUAAAUGUGGUAUUCUUGCUUGAAAUAAUAAUCAUUCAAGUAAACAUGUUAGGGAUACUUCUCAGUGGUCUAUGUGAGUCUACACAUUCAAUAAACAUACAAAUUAAAUAAGAAUGAAAUAAGUAGACUUGAUGUAGGCAAAGUAUUGUUUACAUGUUUUUAUUUCUUCAUUCAUCUUCAUUAAAUUGAUAGUAAACUUUCUUCUCCAGUGCUAUUUAAAAGUAAUCAACAUGUUUGACAGUUGAUUUUUUUCAGAUUGAGCAUUCUACAUUUCAGAUUCCCAGAAUGUCAUUGAACUUGUUCUGUGUGUACAUUGGGAGUACCAAAGUGUUAUUAUUUUAUGCUUAGCCCCAUCAUUUUUAGUGAUGUACUGAAGAUAAUCAGUCACAGAAUGGGUGUGUGUCCUAUUAAUAUAUUUUAGAAAUUAAGAAUUGUAAUUUACAAAACACUUGUACCUUAAAUAUUCAAUGUAUAUUCAGUAUCUUAAAUAAAAGACUAGAAUGUGUUUCGAAUUUGUUAAAUUAGAUUGCCCUCACAGCCGUCUUCUGCAUAAUAGAAAAUCUAUUCAUGAAUGUAUGAGAUACUGGCACGAACCAAAACUUCAUAAUUUAAGUGUGGUCGAAGAAUAUCAUUAUAAAGCAUAAUCACAGAUUAUGGUGGUACAUAGUUUCUCAUCCUGUACUUAAUUCCAACCUUCUUGCAAAGUUUUUCAGUAACUCUAUAUGUUCUUGGGUACCUUGAGGGCACUAGAUGGGAUGGUACAGGCUUGAAAUGAUCCAGCUCAUUCUGAUAUGGGUGUGGGUAAGAUUACUGUCUUGCGGCUUCUCCACUGCAAUGGCUCUUUCAAUAUUCACACUUUCAGGUAAUCAUUGUCAUUUUGAUUACCUAGUAUGAAAGCAUACAGUAAAUUUUCAUGACCAUUCUAAUACGAAAACAUGUACACUUUAAUAGACCUCUGACAGAGAUUGCUAUAGUAGGUGGAACGGAGCUGGUUGUGUUUGCUCAAAUUGUUGCGCUAAAAUAUUUAUUAUUCUUUCCCAGUUAAAAACACCCCUCAUCCAAUCUAGAACAAUUAUUCUCUAAGUGGUGAAUUACAUGAAUUUUAUAGAUAACAGGGUUUGUACCAGAUCUACGUGCUUAUAUUCUGUUACUCAAUCUAUGAGUAAAUUUGUUGAGACCUUGAUACGUGCCAAUUUGUUUUUCCAAGAUAAUGGUAUGAAUGGUAUAUAGAUUUUCCCGUUUCCCUUGUGUAAAUUAGGAAUCUUGUAAUAUUUGCAAUGUAGGUGGAGGUUUAAUAAUCCCAAUCCCAUUCAGGGAUAGCCCAUUUUGAAUGUAAAUUGUGAUACAUACGGGAUUCAAAAUGCUUUCAUCAGAUGCAUAUCUUUGUAUCCCUCCACGCUUUCAUGUUUUAAUCAUUCAAUCAGAUCCUUUUCUUCCUCCUAGUUAUAGUAUUAACCUUUUUAUAGCAUCCAAAAUGAAGCUAGUAUCCUAAGGUGGCUUCCAUGGUGUCUGUUGAAUUAGUCUGUAGUUCAUGGCUUUUUCACGCCUCUCUUGAUCCUUAGUAAGAGGUUACCAGAGGUCUUCCAUAACAACAAUAAUGCCUCAAGCCAUGGGGGAUAACUAAUGUAAAUUCAUGUGCUCUUAACCCCCCGCUUCAGUUUCUUUUGUUUCUUUGGGAAAGAUUGAUGAACGUGCAAGAUUCUGCUUUCAACUGUAAGAAUAUAAAGUAGUAUUCCCAGAGGCAUGUGGGAGUAAUGUUUCUGCAGUUCUGACAUGGGUUGGCUGCAAUUUGAUAACCGAUAGUUAUGCAGGUGGCUGAGUGUAAUAGGAAUUUGAUUAAUGGAGUAUCUUGUAGCAAAGAAUAAAGAAUGAAGGGAAAGAUUUAGAUUUUUUUUGGUCAUAAGAAACUCACCUUUAUAAAACAAGGUGUUGAAGGCCUUGGUACAUCCCAAAGGCAUGGUGUAUUGGAUGGACUCUUUGAAGAAUAAUCUUCAGGUUGAAUUUGACUUUCAACAGCACAGAAGAUGGGCAUUCCCUUCAGUUCCCUCGGAAACAUUAAGGACCAGAUUAGAUCUUCAAGAUCGAUUUUCCAGGUCGUCAAUUGUAUCCAUGCAGGACUCUUUUAACUUCUCCCCCAAUCUCCUAUGUCUUUGUUACAAUUUCUUUACACUUGCACUCAUAAAGACUCCUGCAUUGUAGUGAAAUGAAGGUCUGAACAUUUCUCUUCUGCAGAAAACCAUGGUGGUGGUGUGAAUUCUAACCACACCCCUGGCAGGGCUGACCAGGGCCUUAGGAUGUAGAUGGUUUAGCUAGUAUUGGUAUUAGACUCAUGAUGUUUGCUUCCUCACUUGAACACUCGCUGAAUUUCCGUUUUUUGUUACUUUCAUUUUUCUUUUCAAUGUCUCCUGCUCUGUUAUGCUUUUUACUUCUAGGCAUUUUGAUCAUCAGAACAAAUUCAAAAUGUAGAUUCAUUAAUCAGGCUGAUGCUCCGCAUUUGUUCCAAUCAAUCCAUGUACUCUCUUAAAUGUUUAAAAUUUACCGUAGGAUGCUGUAUAUCUAUUGUUCUCCUUGCCUGGGCAAUCAAAAGUCGCACCAAGUCAAGCAAUUAAAUUUUUAAUCUGGCUGUAUUAGCAUGUAAUAAACAGUUGUAUUCAACUUUUUUAAUGGUCUGGAGUUAAGUAAGCAAUCGUUGUCGGCAACCUAAAUUUUUACCGAAUUUCCUCUGGAACUGUGAAAUUAUCAUUCAUGUAGUUGCUAGCAAACUUUAUUUCCUGAUUUGUGAUUUUGUCAUGAGAAAGGUAGACUGGAAUGAGACAAUGUCAAGCACUGAAUAUUGGCCCGUAUUGAAUGGUGUGAUAUUUUGUUGUUUCUAUAUUGAAGUGUGACUCUCUUCAAACUAAGAGGUCAAUUGUUCAUGAGUUUCUCAGUGCUUAACUGGACUAAUUCCCCAAAUUAUUAUGGGUGAUUCUGACCCCCCCCA